This is a messenger RNA of Nematostella vectensis (starlet sea anemone), 930 nucleotides long. RefSeq names its product transmembrane protein 98. The transcript is spliced from 8 exons. The coding region runs from base 80 to 766 and encodes 228 amino acids. Gene Ontology annotation, cellular component: endoplasmic reticulum. The record is from RefSeq and is a predicted model, not a curated record. NCBI's taxonomy places the organism in Eukaryota, Metazoa, Cnidaria, Anthozoa, Actiniaria, Edwardsiidae.
GAAUAUUUCCGAAAGUCAUCUGGAGGCACAACACAAACAAUUCGCCGUGCGCUGCACGUAAACUCGGCAUUAUACUGCGAUGUCUUCUGAAAUCACACUUAUCGCCAUCAGCCUUCUUAUUAUUAUAUUUAUGGCGUCCUUUGUAGCUCUGCUUGUUGUAUGCAGGAGAAAGUGCGGAAAGCUGGAUUUGGUAAACUCGCAAAAAGACCAUCUACUAGGCAAGAAAACAGUGGAGUUAGUUGGUGCAAAGCGAAAUGCCAAACAAGAACGACGGUGUGAUGAAGAUCUCAUGAACUCUUAUAAUCUCUACCUGGAUCCAGGGUGGCAGGAAGAUGCAGAGAGCAUGGUAUCACACUGCGUGGCUCUUCUGAAGGCAUGCCAUGAGCUUACAGAGAGACUGAUAAGAUACACAAUCGACAGCGAAAUGAUAACGUCACAGGUCGCAAUGUCGGGGGUUGUAUCAACGGCCAAAAAAAUAGGACCCAGAGUCGAUGACCUUGUUCAAGCCAUGUACACUCCAUCAGACUCGGCGCUCAUUCAAGAGAGGUCUAGCGCACUGCGCAAAUCCAUACUGCACCUACUUAAGAUGAUAAAAACUACGUCUAAUGAUGAUAGAGACCUCAAGUGGGCAGACGGCAUUCUCCUCACAAUUGAGCGAGAGAUCGAGAUGUUGGACGAAGAGAGCCGAAUUGCACAGGGAGAUAAGAGAGUCAGCCCCAACAGAAAGCAAGUGUUGUGUUUCGUUAAUAAGACAUUCGAUAUGUAAACUGCCAAGAGAUUUCGGCCUAGGAAGGGUUUGUUGAAAUCCCGAAAAGAGAGAGGGGAGGAAAUCGGAUUUGAGUGAUGGGGACAGGUGCAACUUUCUUCCAUUCGCCAUUUCUCCCCUAAUUUCUUAUGUUCAAAGACAAUAAAACAAUGCAUAUUACUACA